AUGCCACUUCUUCGGCGAUCUGGUCGAUGGCGAGCAGCUCAGGACGAUCAGUCAGAUCAGUCAGAUCACAAUGCUAAUGUCCGCACCAGACCUAAGAGACAAACCCGCUCCACUGCUGCGCCAACAUCAGUGUCUGUCUCACCGUCGACAUCACCAUCACCAUCAUUAUCACAAUCAGAUUCAACUGAAGAGCCCCGCAGAUCUCUUCGUCUCACUUUGAAAAUGCCCACAGGCAAGUUACGCGAGGCCACGGGAGGUCGCGCAGCAGCGCGACGAUCUGUCAAUGUAUUCCAAGAAAAUCCCAUUGUCUCAGGACCUCGAGCUAGUCGCACCAAAAAGAAGCUCGUAGAGGUUGCCACAUCAGAUGAGGACCUUGACGACCAAGAGGAAGAUGAAGUUGACGACGAAGAUGCCCCAGGAGAAGACGAUGAAGAUGCUGAUGCUGACGGUGACGUGGAUAUGGAUGAAGCUCCCCCUCAAGCACCAGCAAGACGGGCUGCUAAACCAGCUGCAUCUAAUCGGGGAAAGAACGUUCAGAGCGUUGAAGAGAAGGAAAUGGAAUUAGAAGAAGAAGAAGAGGACGAGGACGAGGAUGAGGAGGCUGUUUCAGACACAGAUUCAGACGCCGAUGGUGAACCUGAUGAUCAGGAUGAAAGCGCCGUGCCAGAUGUCAAUGUCGACGAUUUGGAUGAGGAGGACGAAGAAGAUGAAUUGGAUGACGACAUAGAUAGCGAGGCCAUGGAUGGCGGCAAGCAGACCAAGCGCCAACGUGGAAAUCUGGGCAACGAUUUCCUACAACUUCCAAUGGAGCCCCAAGUCAAGAAGCAUUUAACAGCCGAGGAGCGUGCCAUGAGACGUACAGAGAUGGCUCGACGCAGGAAAAACCUGAGCGAGAAACGCAACGAGGAAGAAAAGAUGGACACAAUCAACCGACUACUCAGAAAGCAGCCUCCCAAGAGGCGCGGCCGAGCUGCCGCGGGAGACGGUUCUACACCAGCCGACCAAGAAGCCGGGGAGCCCGAAAAGGCAGACCCCACGAUGGUUCGAUGGGUUAGCAAUGCCAAUGGCUGCAGAGUGAGCGUGCCCGAAGAAUGGAUUGGUACACCCGCAGGCCGACUGUUCGGAGGGCCUCUCAAUGGAAAUGGGAAAAUGGUGGAAGAACUUUAA
This is a messenger RNA of Penicillium angulare, 1167 nucleotides long. Its product is annotated as PAPA-1-like domain-containing protein. The record is from RefSeq and is a predicted model, not a curated record. The coding region runs from base 1 to 1167 and encodes 388 amino acids. Lineage: Eukaryota; Fungi; Ascomycota; Eurotiomycetes; Eurotiales; Aspergillaceae. The transcript has 3 exons. Gene Ontology annotation, cellular component: Ino80 complex. Gene Ontology annotation, biological process: chromatin remodeling.